AUGGGUGUGGGCAAGAGAACGAGUUUGCGGGCCAAGCUGGAGAAACGGGUCAAGAGUGGCGGGGUGGCCAAGACAGUUGAGCGCGUGGAGAAGCGCAAGGAUGAUUCGCUGGUCUCCAAGUCGGCUCUGCGCCGGCGCAAGCGCAAGAUGAAGGAGCAGCUGAAACCAAAGCUCGAGGACCUCGCCCAGGUGCUUGAGGAGGUGCCGGCGACGGCAACACACUCGAAACUAGACCACACGCCAAAUCCGCACAAGCGUGGGGCGAAGAUCGUGGAAAAAGUGGAAAUUAAGCGGUUUGGAGCCGUGCUGAAGGACGAGCAGUUCAGAAAAAGCCCGUUCGACGCCCUCAAACGCGCUAUCGCAAAUAACAGCUAGCGGAAACGGGUAGCGUAUAGUCAGAUGUGGGUUAUGUACGAUGAAAUACGGAGUUAUGAAUAAAUAGAAUAGUGGAAAGGGGUCGCAUAGUCACCCAAUAAAUAGCCGCUGUUAGUACGUCCCCUAGUACGCCCGGUACCACAUGCGGUGUGUCUGGUGGGCCAUGAUCUUCUUCUGCAGCCGGAAAAUGCCGUACAUCAGAGCCUCCGACGACGGAGGACACCCCGGCACGUAGAUGUCGACAGGCACUAUGCGGUCCACACCUCUCACCACGCUGUAGCUGUAAUGGUAGUAGCCGCCGCCGUUUGCACAGCUGCCCAUGGAAAUCACCCAUCUUGGGUACGGCAUCUGGUCGUACACCUGGCGAAGAGCCGGCGCCAUCUUGUUUGUCACGGUGCCGGCCACAAUCAUCACGUCCGACUGCCGUGGAGACGCACGGAAAAUGAUACCCAGGCGAUCCUGGUCGUACCGUGGCGCAGAAACGUGCAUCAUCUCGACGGCACAGCAGGCCAGGCCGAAAGUUGCUGGCCAGAAGGAGCUUUUUCUUGCCCAAUUUUUUAGCUUGUCGAAAGAGGUAAAAGCGUAGUCCAAAGAGUUCGACAGGGGCAGUUCCGAAAGCACAGGACGGUCGACCUCGAGCUGUGUCUUGGCCCGCAAAACGGACGUUGAAAACCUGGCCACUUGUGCUGGUCUGAUUGGCUUCAUAUAAAUGAGGGG
Ogataea polymorpha is the source of this 1092-nucleotide messenger RNA. RefSeq lists its product as uncharacterized. The transcript has a single exon. Lineage: Eukaryota; Fungi; Ascomycota; Pichiomycetes; Pichiales; Pichiaceae. The record is from RefSeq and is a predicted model, not a curated record. Gene Ontology annotation, biological process: maturation of SSU-rRNA from tricistronic rRNA transcript (SSU-rRNA, 5.8S rRNA, LSU-rRNA). Bases 1 to 375 code for a protein of 124 amino acids. Gene Ontology annotation, cellular component: preribosome, small subunit precursor; 90S preribosome; nucleolus.